Molecule: messenger RNA, 3230 nt
Organism: Purpureocillium takamizusanense
Lineage: Eukaryota; Fungi; Ascomycota; Sordariomycetes; Hypocreales; Ophiocordycipitaceae
Product: Leucine--tRNA ligase
Exons: 2
Coding region: 75-2960 (961 amino acids)
Biological process (GO): mitochondrial translation; leucyl-tRNA aminoacylation
Cellular component (GO): mitochondrion
Molecular function (GO): aminoacyl-tRNA deacylase activity; leucine-tRNA ligase activity; ATP binding
Source: RefSeq, a predicted model, not a curated record
CUCUUCCACUGCCAUCCGAGCUUCGACACGCGACACUCGCCACCGGUGCUCCUUGACAUGGUCACGACGAUACGAUGCAGCUGCUAUAUGCGAGGCAGGUGAGCUGUAGAGGGACAGCUGGCUUGUCCCUCUGCGCUGCGCAACGACCCGCAACCCUCUCUCGCCAUGCCCCGAGGAGCUUCCAACGGACCCAACCGACAUCGGCCUCACUUGCCCGGCGAUGGUACGCCGUCAACCUCAGGGCUUUGGACGGCAAGUGGCGGCAGGCAUGGCAAACCUCCGAUGAUGCGCCUCGAGGCAGCAAGGCCGACGGAGCAAAGGACAAGUUUGUCCUCCCCAUGUUCCCGUACCCGUCCGGCACCCUGCACCUCGGUCACCUGCGAGUCUACACCAUUGCCGAUGUGGUCGCCCGAUACCACAGGCUGAAGGGAGAGAAUGUGCUCUUACCCAUGGGUUGGGAUGCAUUCGGCCUGCCUGCUGAGAACGCUGCCCUCGAGCGCGGCAUACCCCCAGACGAAUGGACCACGACCAACGUUGCCAAGAUGAAGGCGCAGAUGGCCCUGAUGAAUGGAAGCUGGAACUGGGAUCGCGAGCUCACGACCUGCGAUCCGAGCUUCUACAAGCACACCCAAAAGCUGUUUCUGAUGUUGCACGAGCGCGGGCUUGCCUAUCAGGAGGAAGCCGAAGUCAACUACGAUCCGGUCGACAAGACGGUUCUUGCAAACGAGCAGGUCGAUGCCAACGGCUACUCGUGGCGGUCCGGCGCCAAGGUCGAGAAGAAGAAGCUCAAGCAGUGGUUCUUCCGUAUCUCCGAGUUUCGCGAAGCCCUCCUCAAUGACCUCGAGCAGCUGGCCAAGGACAAUGCAUGGCCCGAGCGCGUCCUCUCGCAGCAAAAGAAUUGGCUCGGCAAGUCUGCCGGCGCCGCCAUCAAGUUCCCCAUCAUGACCUUUGGCACAGACGUGGGCGCCGCAAUCGAGGUGUUCACCACGCGACCAGACACUCUCUUCGGAGUCCAGUACAUUGCCCUCUCCGCUUCGCACCCGGUCGUCCAGCAGCUGGCGACAACCGACCCUGAGCUCCAAGCGUUCCUCGAUACCCUUCCGGGGCUGCCUUCGGACUCCAAAGUCGGUUACAUGCUGCCCCAACUCCGGGCCAUCAAUCCCCUCGCCUACCACGACGAGACCCCGGAUGCGACCAAAGCCUCGAUUCCCAUAUACGUUGCGCCGUAUGUCUUGGGUGACUACGGUGAAGGCGCUGUCAUGGGCGUACCCGGACACGACGUGCGGGACCAUUCAUUCUGGAAAACACACCACGCCGAAGAACCCGUCCGCUUCGUUCUGGCCGCGUCCGAGGACGAGUCGACAACGGCUAUGGACAAGGGACCCUUUAUAGAGCACGGCUUCAUGACCCAGCAUAGUGGCCUGUUCAAGGGCAAGCCGUCUGCACAGGCUGGAGAGAUGAUUAUCGGCAUUCUCGAAGGCUCGGAACUAGCCAAGCGUGUCGAGAAGUGGCGCCUCAGGGACUGGCUCAUCAGCCGCCAGAGGUAUUGGGGCGCGCCCAUUCCCAUUAUCCACUGCGACUCUUGCGGCGCCGUGCCGGUGCCGGACGAGGAGCUGCCCGUCAAGCUACCUGAGGUGGGCGAGCAUUGGGCCGACGGGAAGACGGGCAAUGCUUUGGAGUCGUCGCCCGAUUUUGUCAACACGACGUGCCCCAGCUGCAAGGGUUCUGCUCGCAGGGACACCGAUACCAUGGACACAUUUGUCGAUUCGAGCUGGUACUAUGCCCGGUUCGCUGACCCUCACAACGCCGAACAACUGUUCUCACCAGACGCCGGAAAACAUCUCCCGGUCGACAUCUACAUUGGCGGCAUCGAGCACGCGAUUCUCCACCUCCUGUACGCUCGCUUCAUCUACAAGUUCCUUGCCUCGACGCCACUGCUGCCACAGUACGCAGAUGACGCGAGCUGGUCGGCCGAGCCCUUCAAGCGACUCAUCACACAGGGCAUGGUGCAUGGGAAAACGUACAUUAGCCCGGAGAACGGCAAAUUCUUAAAGCCCGAUGAGGUCGAUCUCUCCGACGCCUCGGCCCCCAAAGUUGCUGCCACCGGGGCGUCGGCCACGGUUGCAUACGAAAAGAUGUCCAAGUCCAAACAUAAUGGCGUGGACCCGACCGAUUUCAUCUCGCGAUAUGGUGCCGAUGCCACGCGAGCUCAUAUGCUCUUCCAGGCGCCUGUGGGAGACGUGCUAAACUGGGAUGAGUCCAAGAUUACCGGGGUAACUCGUUGGCUACAGCGACUACACGACCAAGUUGCCGCGGUCGCCAGACUUUCCAAGAAGUCUGUCUCGGCAAAGAACUAUCUGGAGGCCAAGUUUGCAAGCAUCGACUCCAUGGAUUCCAAGGCACUGAGGCAAUGGGACGCCGAGACGACGUUGUGGCGGCAGGUGCAGCAGACCAUUGAGUCUGUGCGACGCUCCUACGACGACAUAUACUCCCUGAACACGAUCAUCUCGGACCUCAUGAGCCUCACGAACGCGCUAAGCAGCAGCAGCGCCGCCGGGGCCGUCAUAAGGCGCGAGGCCGCCAGCGUUCUGGUCCGGCUUGCCGCGCCAGCCACGCCCGCGUUCGCGGAGGAGUGCUGGAGCAUGCUGCACCCCACGUCCGCGGGCUCCAUGUUCAAGACUGCGUCGUUCCCCGUCCAGGACGGCACGCUGGAGACGGCGAUGCUGCGGGCUAGGCAGCAGGAGUGCGCGGUGCAGAUCAACGGCAAGAUGCGCGGCGUCGUGGAGAUUUCGCCUCCGCCUCCGGGGAUGGAGGGGGACGCGCUGUGGGACUGGAUGGUGGGCGCGAUCCUCGACACGGAGCUGGGCAGGGAGAGGUUCGGCGGGGGCAAGUACGACUUGGGGAAGGCAAAGCGGGCGAUUCCCGUCAGGGGUGGAAAGGUGAUUAACUUUGUCAUGUAGAGAUAGAGAGAAGGGGGGAGGGGAGAUGGGCAUGAUGCACGUUAGAUAUCACGACUCUCGCGGUCGUGGCUGUACAAGUAGAGGAGGAACAGUUGUAUAAUGCUCUUGUAUAAAUAGACCAUGUAUAGUAGCUGGUAAUGGAUGUUGCGCAGGAGGAACGGGGACAAGGCAGUUUGAGACGUCAGGCAUCAUGUCGGUCGUGCACAACGUCAUUUGGCAUUACUUAGGGCCACGAGGUAUUAUAUAUAAUACGUAGGCUCUACGAGGGGA